AUGCAUAGUGGUAAUACACCAGAGUCGCAGGUAAUUCCAGGAGAAGGAACGUAUGGCUCAUUAGAUCAAACACCUAAAAAACGCAAAAGAACAGCUAAAAAGGAGCAGAAGGAAAAACGUAAAAAAGAUAAAAUGCCAUUAGACAACCAACAACCUCCACAAGAAGUGCCAAGUGAACCUAUUGUGCGACAAAUGGUUCCUGUCUUAUCUUCAAACGCACAGGAAACUGGCCAAAAAAGAAUAACAAUUAUGACUUAUAAUCUUCUUGCACAAUCCCUUGUUCGCAGGGAAAUUUUUCCUGAAUCUGGAGAUGCAAUUAAGUGGAAACACCGUCGUCCUCGUUUGCUAAAGGAGAUUUUACAUUAUGAACCCGAUGUUUCUUGUUUUCAAGAAAUGGAUCAUUCUAAUUACGUUGAUACUUUUAAACCUGAAUUUGAGAAUGCUGGAUAUGAAACAUGUUUCUCUGGAAUUGGUAAAACACAUGGUUGUUGUAUAAUCUGGAAGCGAUCCAAGUUUACAAAAUUAAGUGAUUUCACUAUCGAAUUUGACAGGUUUGGGUUACCUACUAUGACAACAAAUUGUAUAGGCCUUAUUGUUUCUCUCAAAUGCUGUGAGACUCUCCCAGAUGAAUUAAAUUCCUCAAAUUCGGGACUAGUUAUAGGAACAACUCAUCUCUAUUGGAGACCUCAAAGCAUGUAUGAACGUGCAAGACAGUGUUUAAUACUUUGCGAAAAUUUACUAAAGUUUAAAGAGGAAUCUGGUUUCGAGACAAUAUUGGCUGGUGAUUUUAACUCGCCACCAACAGAUCCUACUUAUAAGUUAAUGGUAAAGAACACAUUAACUGAGGACGAAAUUUUGAGCUUGAAAGCUUCUAUGAGGCCUUUCGGUGAGGAUGCGACUUCCGACGAUCCUCCUUCAACAGAAAAUAUGGUUGAAGAAAACAGUGUUGACUCGAUAAGUGAUAAUGGCGCAGGUUUGUUAAAAAGCUCUUCUUCUAUUUCUCCUUCGAUACAAAUUACACAGCAGACAUUACCAUCAAUGAGUGUAGGGAAUACACAAACCGAAUCAGCAAUUCAAUUUAAACCAACACUUCCCGAGCUACUUUCAAAAUUUGCAAGCCUCCCAUCUUGUGUAUCAUUGUAUGCACGGCACCUGAAUUCAAUAGAUCCCGAAAAUACUAUUUAUUCUGAACCAAAAUUCACAAAUUAUGGGCUGUACUUCAAAGGAGCUUUAGAUUAUAUUUUUCUUUUUUGUCAAAAUGAUGACAAUCGAAAUAAUGAAGACAUUGAUAAAGAUGUCAGUUCUAAGGUUAAAGUCACGAAACUAUUAAAAAUGCCACCAGAAGAAGAACUAUUACCACUUUUACCUAAUUAUAAAUUUAAUUCUGACCAUUUAUGUUUAAUGGCAGAAUUAGUUGGACUGGUUUGA
Molecule: messenger RNA, 1428 nt
Organism: Dentiscutata heterogama
Lineage: Eukaryota; Fungi; Glomeromycota; Glomeromycetes; Diversisporales; Gigasporaceae
Source: the annotation of a GenBank genome assembly